CUUACCGCGAUGCUAAGCUUUAAAACUUUAAGAAGCGUGGUGUAAUAGCAGAAGUGGAUUGUACGAGCUGUUGACGACGUUGAUUUGGUAGAUGAUCAGAUCUAGAUUUAGAAUCUAGGUACAUUUAAGUUGAACAAAAUGACAGAUGUCAAUACUAAUGGUGAUGGUGGUGAUGCUGUUCCAAAAGUCCUUGCAGAAAAGAUCAUCAAGCAAAUUGAGUACUACUUUGGUGAUGUGAAUCUCAUGAAAGACAAGUUUCUCAAAGAAAAAGUCCAAGAAGAUGAUGGUUGGGUUACUAUCAAGACACUCUUGACAUUUAAUCGUCUUAAACAACUUACAGAGGAUCCAAAAGUCAUUUUUGAAGCUCUGAAAAAGUCAACAAAUCAGAUUGUGGAGGUGAAUGAAGAAGGUGAAAAAAUUCGCAGGAACCCAUCAAAACCUUUACCAGGUGAUACUAAAGAGAGACGUGAUGAAAUAACAGCAAGAUCAAUUUAUGCUAAAACAUUUCCAUUGGAUGUUCAACUUGAUGAUCUAAUGGUGUUUUUUGAGAAAUAUGGAUCAGUUGAGAAUAUUUUCAUGAAGAAGGACUUCCAUAAAAAGACAUUCAAAGGAUCAGUAUUUGUUCUAUUUCACAAUAAGGAUGAUGCUGAGAAAUUUAUUGCAGAAGAAAACACAAAAUAUAAUGACACUGAAAUUCUUGUCAAAAUGUUUAAGGCUGAUUAUUUUAAAGAGAAAGGCAGGAAAGGCAAAGGAAAGAAAGAUGGUGAUAAUGCACAAAAAGGAAAAGAAGAGCUUGAAAAAGAAAAGGAAGAGGAGGAGGAAGAAAAAGCAAAACAACAAAUGACCAGGAAUGCAGUGUUGCACUUAAAGGGCAUGGAUCCAGAAACAACUAGAGAAGAGAUCAAAAAGUUUUUCUCCCCACAUGGAGAUGUUGGCUGGGUUGACUUUGACAAAGGAGUCACAGAGGGUUACCUUCGACUUAAGGAACCUAAUAGUGCUGCUCCAACAUUAGAAAAGGCAAAGGCUGCUGGUGAAGGAAAAAUUGUUAUUCAUAAUGCUGAACUAGAAGUUAGAGUUGUUGAUGGUGAUGAAGAACUAGAGUACUGGAAGAAAAUGUUCAAAGACAUUGCUGAAAAACAGGACAAGAGAAAGAAGGGGGGUGGUGGUAGAGGAGGCAGAGGUGGUGGAAGAAAUCAGAGGGGAGGAAGAAAUAAUAGAGGAGGACCUCAGGGUAAACGAAGACAGAACAGAAAGAAUGAUGAUGAAGAGGAUGGUGACGCGGAUGGUGACGAAGGUCCAGAAGCCAAGUUACAAAAAACUGAUUAGGUCUAGAAUAUCAGUGUGUGUGUGUAUGGUUGUUUGAAAGUUAUUUUAGUGAUGGUUACAAUUAAAACUUGUUUUAUAAUCUCAUUAAUUUCUUUUAUGUACUUUGUAGUAUUGUUGCAUUCUUACCAUUUUUUAUAUUUGAAAUGAUAUAACUCAAGUGUUCAGUUAUUGGAAAUUUUGUUUUAUUGUUGCUUUUGAUUAUAUGUAGAGUUAAUUUAAGAUUUUACAGGAGGUUAUCUUGUUUUUAAUUUUAAACUUUUAAAUUAAUUACUGUUAACCUCUUUUAAGGAUUUGUUUUUAAAUUCUGACUACAAAGUGUUUUAAGAGGUUUUAUGAGAUAAAAUUUUUGUAAAUUCUUGUUUUACAUUUCAAUGCAUUUUAUGACCAGAUGUUAUUAUGUACCAGUUUAAAUAUA
Physella acuta is the source of this 1741-nucleotide messenger RNA. RefSeq names its product lupus La protein. The record is from RefSeq and is a predicted model, not a curated record. Gene Ontology annotation, biological process: tRNA processing; positive regulation of translation. Gene Ontology annotation, molecular function: mRNA binding. Gene Ontology annotation, cellular component: cytosol; cytoplasmic stress granule; ribonucleoprotein complex. Lineage: Eukaryota; Metazoa; Mollusca; Gastropoda; Physidae.